ACCGAUGGGCCUUUGUUCAGUGCAGGGGAACUAAUAGUAUUAAUUAAAAAAUCAUUGAACAAGCAGGAAUCUGGCGUAGUAUAAAUUAUAAUAAGUGACAGUGCCCAGCGAUAAAUUAAACAGCGUAAAAAAUAAUAAUAAUAAUGCCGAACAUUGUUGCACUAAAGUUAAGCGGCAGUCAUCCGAUUCCGGCGGGUCACAGGGGUCACAAGGAGGAGGGAAAUGUCCUGAUACUGGACCAAUUGGCGUUGCAGCAACAAAUCAGUGCGAAUUUCAUUUUCCAUGCGAUUUCCAACUACAAGAAAACGCCAUCCGAGCGAAAAACGCUGGACUUCAUUGCCAAAAAAUGGCUACAGAUCCAGAUGCUGUGGCGCGAAUUCCGGCUGAGGGAUAAGCAAAUACGGCGCCGUGGCCACAAGGAUGCGCACUUCUUGGAGCAUGGCUACUUCCAGCAGGAGCUCUUCGAGCUGGUCCAUGAGAAAUAUUCAGCGGCCCGUGGAUGCCUGAGUCGUGACAAAAGGAAUCUGCUCACUGGUCAGCCAGCACUGCGGCCAUAGUGUUUAUUCAGUCGGCGACAAGGCGGCGGAAGGACCCCUUUAAUACAGAAAGAAUGAAAGAAGAAAAAGAAGAAUGAGGAACGCCAGCAGGAAAAAGGAUACGGGGGACGUGUGAAAACUUAUUCCCUCGGAAUAACACGCAUUCGUGUGUGGCCUGCACUGAGUCAACAGUUCGAUUCUGAGAGAUGAUAUCCGUCAACAGCGAUUCCAUUUCCAAUCCUCAAUACCAAUCCGAAUGAAAGUUCCAGCCCCAAACCAAUGGGCAAUCAAUCUGGACUGAACUGAACUGGACGCCAUAUAUAUCCCCAUGAUUGAUUGCACUCGGCCAAUGCUUAUCACAAUUAUUAUGAUAUGCCAAAAAGUUAUACAAGUCACGCUGAUGACGUCGACUGCUCGACGGGAAGUUGCCAAAAGUAUUUCUAUUUAUUCAAAGUAAUAAAUAUUCAAAGUAAAUUUAAUAAAAAGAUUCUCUUGGGUGCAACCUCGGUCACCUUUAAAUUUAAAUGAAAUUCAAAUCAGCCUUUAAUCAGAAUUAAUCACAGACCCCUUACUAAAAAUAUAACCAAAUCUCUGGGGAAUUCCUAUUUGACCGACCAAAAACACUUGAACGAUUAUAUCAGUUAAAUCGACGAUAAGA
Messenger RNA from Drosophila eugracilis, 1194 nucleotides. RefSeq lists its product as uncharacterized. The transcript has a single exon. The coding region runs from base 144 to 557 and encodes 137 amino acids. The record is from RefSeq and is a predicted model, not a curated record. Lineage: Eukaryota; Metazoa; Arthropoda; Insecta; Diptera; Drosophilidae.